Pristis pectinata (smalltooth sawfish) is the source of this 586-nucleotide messenger RNA. RefSeq names its product uromodulin-like. The record is from RefSeq and is a predicted model, not a curated record. Bases 23 to 448 code for a protein of 141 amino acids. Gene Ontology annotation, biological process: neutrophil migration. The transcript has 4 exons. Gene Ontology annotation, cellular component: apical plasma membrane; cell surface. NCBI's taxonomy places the organism in Eukaryota, Metazoa, Chordata, Chondrichthyes, Rhinopristiformes, Pristidae.
CCUGAUAGAGGUUUAUAAGAUUAUGAGAGGCACAGAUAGAGUAGGCAGCCGGUAUCUUUCUCCCCCAGGGUUGAAAUGUCUAAUACCAGAGGGGAUGCAUUUAAGAUGCCCCAAUGAUCGCGAUGGAACGGUGGUCAUCGAGGAAAACGGUCAGUCAACUGUUGCUCGUUUCUCUUUUAACAUGUUCCGGUUUGUCGGUGACGUGGAUGAGAGCUAUAUUCACUGCCAAGUUCAACUCUGUGACUUCCAGAACUCGAACUGCCUGCCGUCGUGUCCCUCAACAAGAGCAGGAGGGGGCCAGAAGAAAGGAACUAUUCACACCACUGGCCCGUACAAGAAGCAAUCGGACUUAGCAGGGAACGCGGCUGGGAAUCUGAGGAAAACUGGACACGGUAUUGGUGUGGCAGUUCUCUCCUUCAUUGGAACUCUGGGAUGGAUGAUCUCCUAGUCAGCCAGCUUCUCAGCAUCACUAAGUUAGUCUACAAACGGUAACCAGGAAGAUGAUUUCUCAACGCCUGGACCGCAUGUAUCUGCAGUGUGGUGAAAUUCUGUAGCGCCCGUGCACACUCUGUACACCCCCCAGCUC